Messenger RNA from Ostreococcus lucimarinus CCE9901, 1215 nucleotides. RefSeq lists its product with no specific name. Gene Ontology annotation, cellular component: cytosol. The record is from RefSeq and is a predicted model, not a curated record. Gene Ontology annotation, molecular function: protein-folding chaperone binding. The coding region runs from base 1 to 1215 and encodes 404 amino acids. The transcript has a single exon. NCBI's taxonomy places the organism in Eukaryota, Viridiplantae, Chlorophyta, Mamiellophyceae, Mamiellales, Bathycoccaceae.
AUGGCGCGCGGACGACGCGAGGAUGGCGCGGAUGCGUCCGCGACGACGUCUGCGCCGAAACGAGAGCUUUACGAAGUGCUCGGGCUGGAGAAGUCGCCGAAAAUCACGGGCGCGGACGUGCGCAAGGCGUAUCACAAGUUGGCGAAAUUGAACCACCCGGACAAGGUGUCGGGCGACGACGCGGCGAAGGAGGCGGCGAAGAUGCGAUUCCAAGAGAUUGGACACGCGUAUAGCGUGCUUUCUGAUCCUGAACAAAGGAAAGAGUACGAUGACAUCGGGAUGAAGAUGUUUGAGGAGCCGGGGGUGUAUGAUCACUUUGAGGCGGAGCAAGCGAGGAUGAUGUAUUGCGAGGCGCUCGGGAUUCGAGAGUGCGUGGUGCGGGAAUUGUGGUGCGAUUUAGAAGAGUUGUACAGUGGAUGUGUGCGACGAGAGGGGGUUAUGGUGCUUGGGGUAGAUGAACGAACGCGUAAGGUGGUGCAGAAGAGUCACGUUUUCACCGUGCGAGUGCACAGGGGUUGGCGAGAGGGGUUUGAGUUGAAGUUCACGCCGAGCGGGAACGAUUUGCAGUCCGUGAUGUUUGUCAUUCGCGAACGACCGCACGCGAGGUUUGAUCGCGUUAACGAUGGCUCUGACAUCGCCACGUGGGUCGCGCUCGAGCCACGGCAAGCGGUGAACGGAUGCGUCAUCACUACCCGCAGCAUCAGCGGCAGGGAAAUUAAGCUCGCAGUCAAACCGAAUUCGCACACGAUUCGCAAAGGAGAGGAGAAAGUCAUAAAAGGCGAAGGUUUCCACAAACCAGGGACAAACGAGCGAGGGGAUAUGAUCAUUUAUUUUCGAGUGAUGAAUAAAGUCGAGGCUUACUUGAUGCAAGGCACCGGUUGGCGUAUGAAAUGGGUAAAGCGCAUCGCCAUAGGCUUGAGCGUUUGGAUCGCGCUCAACUUGGCUGGCGAAAUCCUCAUCUACUUCCUCGAAGAUAUGCUGUUGUUGUCGAACAUUCCUGACGAGUUCCUACUUGACCAGUUCCCAGCGCAUUACGGAGAAUUCGAUACCUCCGCAUGGUGGCCGAAAGUGAAAAUUCCCGAAGCGCUCGUCUCAGAGCAUUUUAGAGUCUCGACAAGCGGCGGUUUCCCCCACUAUCACAUGUCCGAUGUACCAUCUCGUGCGUUGUUGCGAGCGAUCGUUCAGGGCGGGGUUUUAACGAGACCUAGACGAUAG